Messenger RNA from Striga asiatica, 360 nucleotides. The record is from the annotation of a GenBank genome assembly. Lineage: Eukaryota; Viridiplantae; Streptophyta; Magnoliopsida; Lamiales; Orobanchaceae.
AUGAGCAGAAUUCUCCAGAGCAAGUACUUCCCCAGCAGCUCAAUCUAUGAAGCAAAAUCAUCCCCUUGCAGCUCAUGUCUCUGGAGAAGAUGGAUGAAAGCUUGCCCCUCUUUUCAGCAAGGUCUUAAAAUGAAGAUUGGUGAUAGGAAGACUACCAAUAUCUGGGAGCACCUUUGGGAUCACUCAGUCUCAAGCCUCAAAUGGCUGAAAAUUGAUUUUUGUCCUCCAAACCUCACAUGGGAUAGAGCUUACCACUUAUAUCCUAUGGUCUUUGUGGAAGUCCCUGAGCUUAUGGACCUUUCAAAGACUAGGAUGCCAAAGAAAAAGGUCAUCAAAUUUGAUCUGUUGGAGCGGCAGUAA